Messenger RNA from Coniophora puteana RWD-64-598 SS2, 1629 nucleotides. RefSeq names its product williams-Beuren syndrome critical region protein 20 copy A. The record is from RefSeq and is a predicted model, not a curated record. Gene Ontology annotation, biological process: rRNA base methylation. The transcript is spliced from 9 exons. NCBI's taxonomy places the organism in Eukaryota, Fungi, Basidiomycota, Agaricomycetes, Boletales, Coniophoraceae. Gene Ontology annotation, molecular function: methyltransferase activity. Bases 190 to 1587 code for a protein of 465 amino acids. Gene Ontology annotation, cellular component: nucleolus.
UUUACCUACAUGAUGUUUUCAUAAUUAUCUACAUUGUCUAACCAUUUUGCUGGGGUGACGAAACAAUCAGCCUGAUUCUCCUAUUACGUUUGCCUCUGCUCCGUUGCUCAUCCUAUCUUCACAGAUUCAUAUCUUGCCUGUGCAACAAGAGCUAAUAUGUCUCGUAUCUGUAUAUAGUGCUACUUUUCAAUGAAUUUUUACUUCGAUGCAGCCAAAGCUCUUGACCGAUUGGACUCCAAGCAAGGCUCCAUAAAGGGCAUCCUUGCCAGUAUGCCCCAAGCAAAUCGAGCGAGGAGUGCUGCUCUUGUGAUUGAAACACUGAAGUACAAAUCUGUGUUGACCGAAGUCAUACAUACAUCUAAGCUACUCGCUGAAGAAAAGAAGAAGAUAACUUCUUUGAACCUCGCUCUUGUGCUGGUCCAUGAUUUACUACUCACAAGUGGCAUACAAGCCGGUGAUGGGCCUGUAAAGCAGGCCAUACUCCGUCACAAGACUAGACUUCGUUCCGAAUUUCAACGCAUCAAAGUGAAGAGAGCGGUAACAUCAAAUCUGCAACUUAUCAACGCUGGCGAUGAGCGCGCAGAGCGGAUACCUCGAUAUGUUCGCGUAAAUACGUCUUUGUGUAGCACCGAAGACGCCGUCGAGUAUUUUACUUCGCAAGGAUUCAGGGUGGCAGACCCCCUUUCUGAUAGCAAGGCCUUCUCAAAAGAUGGUCACAUUCCAGACCUUCUUGCUUUCAACCCGGCUUUCCGUUUUCAUGACGAUUCUUGGUACAAAUCUGGCAAGCUGAUCAUCCAGGACAAGGCAUCAUGUUUUCCUGCAUACGUGCUCAACCCACCACUGGGAGAUGACCGUGUCGCUAUAGAUGCGACCUCUGCUCCCGGGAACAAGACGUCGCAUCUGAGUGCGUUAAUGCAAAAUCGUGGAAAGAUCUUCGCUUUUGAGAGAGAUAAAACCCGAUUUACCACUUUAUCAAAGAUGCUAUCAAUAGCCAAAUGUGAGAACGUAGAACCGAUACGCGCUGAUUUUCUCACUGUGGACCCCAUGGAUUCUCAGUAUGCACAAGUCACCCACAUACUGGUCGACCCUUCAUGCAGCGGAUCUGGUAUUGUAAAUCGCCUGGACCAUCUUCUCGAAUCAGAGAACAAGGAGGAAACGGACCAAAAUGAACUGGAUCGCCUUCAAAAACUGUCUUCAUUCCAGCUGCUCAUGAUCAAACACGCCAUGAAAUUCCCCGCAGCCCAAAAAAUUGUAUAUUCUACAUGCAGUAUUCACGCAGAAGAAAAUGAAAGGGUAGUACAACACGCGUUGUCAUCCGAAGAAGCCAAAGUUGCAGGCUUUACCCUGGCGCCCUCGACUAGCGUUCUCCCUUCAUGGAACCGCCGAGGCCUUCCAGAAGAAAUGGGAAACCCAAGCCAAGCUGCAUCCUUAAUCCGGUGCGUACCCGGGGAAGAUCAGACGAACGGUUUCUUUGUGUCCUGCUUUGUCAGAGGGGGCAAGGUCUCAAGCUCAAGUAUGAAGCGUCCCGCGACAGACCUGCACUCUCACUCUGGCUCAAAGAAGCGCCGCAAAGCCGCCAAGAAAUGAUCGUUACAGUACUCGAUUUGACAAUAAAGAGGCUACAUUUCC